AUGAAUGCAUUCUUUGACGGUUAUGUACAUUCUAGAACAAACUUAAAGGAGUUUGUAGACCAAUUUGAUAACGCAUUGAAAAAAAAGAUUGAGAAUGAAAAUCUCGCAGACUUCCAGUCAUUUAAUGUCACAAUUCCCUGCAUAUCUAGAUCUCCGAUUGAAAAGAGGUUCCAAGAGUUGUACACGAUUGCUAAGUUCAAGGAAGUUCAGCAGCAAGUCAACGGUAUCAUUGACUUGAAUCCGAAGUUACUACCAAGUGAUGGUGCAAUAAAGACAUAUAUGGUUGAGGAUGAAGUAGCUUUGGAGGAGUUCACUAAGUUGGUUACGUAUUUUGUGGACUUUAGUAAGGUUGAUGCAGUUGCAAAGUGCUCUUGUGGAUUAUUUGAGAUGAGGGGAAUAUUAUGUCGGCACAUUUUGGCUAUGAUUACUCAUGCAGCUAGUUCGAGAAAGCAUACUGAAGAUGCGAGAAGUAAGUUAUAUGCGAUGAUUGAGCUCUAUCGUGCCAAUGAAGAACCCCCAUCUUUCACUCAAAUUGGUUCUAAUGCUAAUGACACAGCAAAUGACACUACGGUCGGGUGUUCUGGGGAAGUACACAGCCCACGUGUUGUGCGAGGCAAAGGCAGACCUCCAUCUCUAAGAAGAGCAUCCAGGAUGGAGAUAGACAUGCGGAAAGCAAAAGCAAAGUUGAAGAAAGCACCGGCAAAGGGGAAGCGUAAAGAGCGGGAUGGAGGCGAUACCCGGUCCGUGGAUAAAGGAGAUACACCUGUUGUGGAAAUGCAAGUUGAGUUGAAUGGAUCACAAUUGGAUCGAUGUGGGUUGGACGGCUCACAACCGUUGCAAUGA
This is a messenger RNA of Carya illinoinensis, 843 nucleotides long. RefSeq names its product protein FAR-RED ELONGATED HYPOCOTYL 3-like. The coding region runs from base 1 to 843 and encodes 280 amino acids. Gene Ontology annotation, molecular function: zinc ion binding. Lineage: Eukaryota; Viridiplantae; Streptophyta; Magnoliopsida; Fagales; Juglandaceae. The record is from RefSeq and is a predicted model, not a curated record. The transcript is spliced from 4 exons.